AUGGCGGACCACGAGUAUACGAGUCUCAAAGUCCUAUUACAAGGUAGCAGCACGGAGGGGAAGCUUGCUUCCGUGCCGGAGGAGAGCACCACCGGCUUCACGGAUGCCUUGCCGCCGUCCGACUCCUACCGUGACUCAAUCCGGAGGGUCAGCGUCGUCUGCUCCGACUGGCGCAUCAGAUCCCGUCAGAGUGGAUCCACCGACUCUGCUGCCUCGAGGUCCACCAACUCCAGCUACUCCUCCAACUCAGCGUCCAUCGGCACAGCAGACUUGGGUACCAGCGAGCUCCGGAAGAUUGCUCAGAGAAUGGCCAGUGACGGUUACACCCAACGCAUGGUACAAGCAUUCCACACCGUAUCUCUCACGCAUACAUUUGGCCAGGACCGUGCGCUGAGGAAGUGGUUCAUCGAGCUCGACGUCGACUGGGUUCUCGAUGUAUUGCUGAAGCUACUUCUCGAAGAGGCAUCUGUGUAUUCACUAAAAGAAUUGGUCAGGAGGUGGAUCCGAGCUCUCACAGUAAUUGUGGCCAGUGUCACCACCAUCAGUGACACGCCAGCGGCCGCACAAUUUGUCACAGCGAGUGUCUCAGCAAUGCUCGUCUUUGUCGAUGCCAUGGUCCAGGUUAACGGGGAGGAGAAGCUACAGGCCAUGCUACAAAUGUAUAUCUGUGUGUGCAGUGCAUCGUAUGGCAUCUUGCCGCACACGAUCAGUUCAGGUGCCCAAAGCAUUUUGAACGAUAUAAACAGCUCAAUGGACAGACAAGGGAACAAGUUAAUCGAGUCCAUAUGUGACACGAUGGUGCAGGUGAGGCGGACACUCAUGAAGGAUGACAACUUGUGUGCCACCGAGAUUCUGGAAGGAGGAGGUAAGGUUCACAAGAACACCCGGUUGAUGGUGGAUUACAUAGUUUUGAUGAGUAAAGCACAUGCUUCGACACUGAAGAACUCUGGACAGAGCCACAACACCGGAAAGCUUGAAGACCUGAUACAUUACACAAUUGAUUAUCUGAACAAUUUGCUUGUGCGAAAAUCAGAGCUGUGCUCGGAUCCAAGCCUCAGGUAUUUGUUCCUGCUCAACAAUUCAUAUUUCAUUGUGCAGAUGGUGUCCAAGACAUCGGUAUCUUUAAAUCUUGAGCAGUUGUGUGGACACCAAACAGAACUUAAACUUACUCCUGAAUGUGAGAAGUACAUGGAUAGUUAUCUCGAUGUUUCUUGGAGAAAUGUGUUGUCCUUUAUACCUAAAUCGAAUUUUCACGGACCACUCCGUCGUUGGAUCCACACCACUUCGCUGGCUAAAUUCCAGUCAGCGUUUGAUAAUACGUACCAGGCUCAGAAAUUCUGGAAGGUGCCAGAACCCCGUCUCCGAUCCUUACUGCGGGAAACUAUCAUCAAGCGAGUCAUUUCAGCUUAUAAUGACUACCUGAAGGAACAUCCAGAGCUACAAAAACACGUUAGUGGCGGAAGCAGUAGCCCUAAAGUUUUGGAGGAGAUGUUGGGAGAGCUGUUUGAAGGAUGA
Triticum turgidum subsp. durum (durum wheat) is the source of this 1515-nucleotide messenger RNA. NCBI's taxonomy places the organism in Eukaryota, Viridiplantae, Streptophyta, Magnoliopsida, Poales, Poaceae. The record is from the annotation of a GenBank genome assembly.